Molecule: messenger RNA, 408 nt
Organism: Cordyceps militaris CM01
Lineage: Eukaryota; Fungi; Ascomycota; Sordariomycetes; Hypocreales; Cordycipitaceae
Exons: 2
Coding region: 1-408 (135 amino acids)
Biological process (GO): replication fork processing; DNA repair; kinetochore assembly
Cellular component (GO): Fanconi anaemia nuclear complex; FANCM-MHF complex
Source: RefSeq, a predicted model, not a curated record
AUGCCACCGAAGCAAGCCAGUGGCAGCCGCAGCCGCACCCAGGCCGGUAGUAGCAGGCAAGCGGCGGAGGAGCGGAGCGACGCCAGCGCCUCGAGCGACCCGUUUGACUCAGGCGAUGAUGACUCGCCUCCCCGGCGCCGUCCCCAUGCAGACAAGAGCGCCGCCGCCGCCGCCGGAGACUCGACCGCCGACAAGUCCAUCCCCAAGGACCUGCUCACGCGCAUCCUGCACGACCUGUUUGAAAAGGACGCCACGCGGGUCUCGCGCGACGCCAACGCCGCCGUGGGCAAGUACGUCGACGUCUUUGUGCGUGAAGCGAUUGCGCGCUCGGCAGUGGAGAAGCGAUCCGGGUUUCUCGAGGUGGAGGAUCUGGAAAAGAUUGCGCCACAGCUCUUGCUGGACCUCUGA